AACGAAUUUUGCCAUCCUUAAGCCCUCCAACAAAUAAUCUAAUAAACCCAAGUGAACGUAGACCUAAACUGACAAUUUUUUCUCUUCAGCCGCUCGCUCUGCUUGUAAAUUACUUCCAUGGCUGCCAAAAAGAAAGUGAAGAAAUCGAAGAAAGAAGUGACCCAUGAAGAGGGUUUUGAAGAAAAAAUACAAGAUGAAGAAGAUAUAAGUAAUGAUUCUCCAAAGUCAGCAAAAGAGCAUGCUUUGCAAUUACAAAGACUCCAAGAAAAGGACCCUGAAUUUUAUGAGUUCUUGAAAGAGCAUGACAAAGACCUGCUAGACUUUGAUGCAGAAGAUGAUGAUGAAGAAGAUGAGGAUGCCGAAACUGAUAUUAAUGGUGAGGAGAUGCAAGAUGACGAGGAUGAGCAGGAGAAUAUUGAAACUGAUAUUGAUGGCGAGGAAAUGGAAGAUGAUGAGGAACAUGGGACUACUGUUAAAGACAAGGAAGUUAAAACUUCUAGAACAGUUAUAACUAGUGCAAUGGUUGAUACUUGGUGUACCGCCAUUAAAGAAAACUCUAGCUUAGGUGCGGUGCGCUCUCUUAUGAAAGCUUUCCGUACUGCAUGCCAUUAUGGUGAUGAUGGCGGGAAUGAUGAUUUAUCGAAGUUAAGUGUCAUGCCUAGCCAUGUUUUUAACAAAAUAAUGUUGUUUGUUUUAAAUGAAAUGGACGGGGUUCUUCGAGGAUUAUUGAGCCUCCCUUCUUCCGGUGGAAAGAAGGAAACUGUAUUAGAUGUGGUUCACACAAGACAGUGGAAGAAUCACAAUCACUUGGUGAAGUCCUAUCUUGGAAAUGCUUUACAUGUUUUAAACCAAAUGACUGACACGGAAAUGAUAUCAUUUACAUUAAAGCGUCUAAGAUAUUCAACAAUUUUUUUGGCCGCUUUCCCAAGUCUAUUGAGGAAGUAUAUAAAGGUGGGUCUUCACUUCUGGGGAACUGGGGGAGGUGCACUGCCAGUUGUCUCCUUUUUGUUUCUGAGAGACUUAUGUGUUCGUAUUGGUUCUGAUUGCGUAGAUGACUGCUUUAAGGGUAUAUACAAAGCAUAUGUACUGAAUUGUCAGUUUGUGAAUGCAAAGAAGUUGCAGCACAUCCAGUUUCUUGGGAAUUGUGUCAUUGAGAUUUUUCGGGUUGACCUUUCUGCCGCAUAUCAGCAUGCCUUUCUUUUCAUCAGGCAAUUGGCAAUGAUCUUAAAGGAGGCAUUAACUAUGAAAACAAAGGAAUCAUUCAGAAAGGUUUACGAGUGGAAGUAUAUAAACUGCCUCGAACUUUGGACAGGAGCUAUUUGUGCUUACAGUUCAGAAGCCGAGUUCAGCCCCCUAGCAUAUCCUUUAACUCAGAUAAUUUCUGGUGUUGCUCGUUUGGUCCCAACUGCUCGUUAUUUUCCCCUCAGAUUGCGUUGUGCUAGGAUGCUCAACCGUAUAGCUGGUUCAACUGGUACCUUUAUUCCAGUUGCUCUGCUACUUCUUGACAUGCUGGAUAUGAAAGAAUUCAAUAGGCCCCCUGCAGGAGGUGUUGGCAAGUCUUUAGAUUUGCGAACUGUGCUAAAGGUAAGCAAACCAAUAUUAAAGACAAGAUCAUUUCAGGAGGCAUGUGUCAAUACUGUGAUUGAAGAGCUUACUGAACAUUUAGCUCAAUGGAGCUAUUCUAUUGCUUUCUUUGAAUUAUCGUUCGUUCCUGCUGUGCGGUUACGUAACUUCUGCAAAUCUACAAAAGUUGAUAGGUUUCGGCGAGAAAUGAGGCACCUAAUUCGUCAGAUCGAGGCUAAUUCUGAGUAUACCAAUGUGAAACGCAUGUCAGUCUCAAUUCUACCGAAUGAUCCUGCUGCAUCAUUAAUCCUUGAGGAUGAGAAAAAGUCAGGUUCAAGUCCUCUGUCACAAUAUGCUGCCAUUAUACGACAGAAAGCAAAGCAAAAGAGAGACUCAUUGACAGAGACCAGUGUAAUUGUUGGUGAAGACUCGGCUAUCUUCGGAAGUGAGCUGCCGGGUAAUGACGACGAUGAUGGCGAAGAUGGUGAUGAUGAAAGAGAUCAAGAAGGCGGCGCUGUCUUCAAUUCCUCUUCCUGGUUACCUGGACGCGAUUCCAAAGCUGAAGUAGCAAAAGAAGAUAAAAAGAAAAGAAAGAAAAGAAAAAACAGGGAAACAGAGUUCCAGGAAGCUAUCGAUGAAGAUGUUGUGGAAGAGUUGAUUAUUAGUUCAGAUGAAGAUGAGGGUUCCAUGAGUGAUUCUCCUUCUAACGAAAAUGAUGUCGAAGCUGAACCACCGUCCAAAAACAAGAGAAGUGCACAGCAAAAGCCAACAGGCAAGUUCUCAAAAAAGAAAGCACAAUUUAACCCGGAGAAAUCAAAAAAGAGGAAGAAAGCACAAUUUAACAUUGAGAAAUCAAAGAAGAGGAAGAAAGCAAAUUAACAAGUCAUGGCCUUCAUAUAAUUUUCUUCUAUUUUUUUUUUGACGAUUCUAUUUAUAGUAUAUUUGUAACGGAAUUUUCAAUCAACCACCAGUUUUGUCUGCUGCAAGGGUCCUAAAACGUCAUUUAGGGUUGGAAGUUCACGGUAGUAUUUUUGUCUUUUCAUUUGGAAUCUAUAAGAAUUUUUGUUGCUCCAAGAAUUUGAGUCAUUUUUUAUUAAA
This is a messenger RNA of Daucus carota subsp. sativus, 2661 nucleotides long. RefSeq names its product nucleolar complex-associated protein 2. Gene Ontology annotation, biological process: ribosomal large subunit biogenesis. The record is from RefSeq and is a predicted model, not a curated record. Bases 118 to 2442 code for a protein of 774 amino acids. Gene Ontology annotation, cellular component: nucleoplasm; nucleolus; Noc2p-Noc3p complex. The transcript has 11 exons. Lineage: Eukaryota; Viridiplantae; Streptophyta; Magnoliopsida; Apiales; Apiaceae.